Molecule: messenger RNA, 1020 nt
Organism: Exaiptasia diaphana
Lineage: Eukaryota; Metazoa; Cnidaria; Anthozoa; Actiniaria; Aiptasiidae
Product: cell death-inducing p53-target protein 1 homolog
Exons: 3
Coding region: 258-929 (223 amino acids)
Molecular function (GO): zinc ion binding
Source: RefSeq, a predicted model, not a curated record
UGGUUGGCAGCGGCCAUUACAAAAUAAUCAAGGCAGGUGACCAAACAACUGCAGAAAACUUGCCUUUAUAAUUGGACUAUUGCAGAAAUUGAGCAGCCGAUCUACGCAUAUGUUAAUUGAAAUACUGUGAAUCGUGUUUCUUCGUGUGGAAAUAGCUUAGAAUAGAACGCAUCAAGAUCGAAAUCCAUCAGCUUCGAUAAGUAACACUCCUAACUACUCGACAUCGUUCAAGUUUGUGUUAUUUCCAAACAAUCGCAAUGAGUAAUUAUCCACCACCACUACAACAACAACAACAGCCGGGCUAUCCAGGCUAUCCUCCUCAACAGGGACAAUACCCUCCUGCAGCACAGCAAGCAUAUUACCAGCCAGGACAACCUCAAGGUUAUAGCCAGCCACCUCCACAAGGUUAUGGACCGCCRCCACAAGGUUAUGGACCGCCUCAGGGGUAUGGACAACCACAAACAUAUCAGCAGGGUGGUGUUCAGAUGAACUAUGGACAGCAGACAGUAUACCAGCAGCAAGUAGUAACCACACAGCCAUUGCAGCCAGCUAAUUUCCAACAAGUUCCUGUACGCUGUCAAUGCCCAUUUUGCCAUAAYAUUAUCACAASUAAAGUCAGUCGAGAAAUUGGCACAACAACAUUUCUAUAUUGCUUGAUGUUGUCCUUAGUCUGUUGUUGCUGUUGUCCUUUCUGUAUGGAUUGUGCAAARGAUGCAUCGCACUCCUGUCCUAAUUGUAAAAAACAUCUUGCAACAUUUCRUCAACCUGUUGUCCAGUCUGGUGGUGGAGGUGGAAGUUCACGACACAAUUAUGACCCUGCAUUUGGUGGUCCAGGRGACGAYGGGUGCGGUAGGGGACCAAUAGACCAAGGAGGUUCAGGGGGAGGUGGAGAUGAUGGCGGCGGUGGCGGUGAUGGUGGUGGUGAUUAGGAAGCAAUGAUUGUAGCAUAAUUGUCAAUAAUAGUUUUAAUUGUAGCCAUUGCAAUUAUCUUAGAUUAGUAAAAGAGAUCUGGUCACACUU